Prorocentrum cordatum is the source of this 3428-nucleotide messenger RNA. Lineage: Eukaryota; Dinophyceae; Prorocentrales; Prorocentraceae. The record is from the annotation of a GenBank genome assembly.
AGGGGUCUCGCCAGCCCUCGGCCGCGACGGCAGCCAGUCGCCGCAGCGCGCGCGCGCGCCCCGGAGCAGCCGGCAAGCCGCAGCUGCGCAGGCCGCCGAAUGGCGCCGCGGCAGCCGCGCGCCCUGCUGGCCAGGGCGCUUGCGCUCGUCCUCGCCGCGCCGCUGCGCACGAGAGCGCUGCCCUCGCGCGCGGAGGGGCGGGUGCUCCUGUCGGACAGCGGCCCCGUGUUCCUGAAGGGCGUGAACUGGAACCCGGUGCCCCCCGGGGGCGUUCAGGCCAACGGCGGGGUCAACUUCCGGGGCUACGCGGAGGUGGACAGCGAACUGAUGGCCGCGGCGGGCAUCAAUGCGGUGCGCACGUACGAACCGAUCACCGACAGGGAGGUCCUGGACGUCUUCCACAGGAAGGGCAUCCACGUGCUCAACACCAUCUACAUAGAGGGGGACGCAGAGCCCGACAGUGUAGUCCCGCUUGUGAAGUCUUUGAAGGACCACCCUGCGAUCCUGAUGUGGGUGAUCGGGAACGAGUGGAACUUCAACAUGCUGUAUUCAGACAUGACCCCUGAGGACGCCUCCAGUCGAGUCCAGGAGGUGGCUCGCCUGGUGAAGAAGGUCGACCCCCUGCACCUGGUUGCCACGGUGUACGGGAUGGUGCCGGGCUCCGAGGAGAUCGACGCACAGUCGGACAUCGACGUGUGGGGCAUAAAUGUGUACAGCGGCCUCACCUUCGGCCCCCUCUUCGCUGACUGGGAGGCGCGCUCCACCAAGCCGAUGUUCCUGGCCGAGUUCGGGGCGGACGCCUUCAACGCCAACACCGGCGAGGAGGACGAGGAGGACCAGGCCAAGGCCACCAGGGCCCUCUUCUCGGAGAUGCUCGACAACAGCGUCCAGAGCGGAGGCACGUGCCUGGGCGGCUUCAUCUUCGAGCUGGCGGACGAGUGGUGGAAGGACGACAAGGGCAGCCCCAGCACGCACGACCGCGGGGGCAUCGCGCCCGGCGGUGGCCCCUUCCCGGACAACACCUUCAACGAGGAGUUCUGGGGCAUCGUGCAGAUCGACGGGACGCCGCGCAUGGCCUACAAGGCCUACGCCGAGAUGAGCACGGGCUUCGAGCCGCGGAGCCCGCGGCCCGCCCUGGAGGACAUCGUGCCCGGCUACCGGCUCCGCGCCUGCGGCGCCUCGCCGAGGUGCGCUGGCCACCUGGGCAACUGCUGCCCCACCGCGGACGGCCUGUUCCGCGAUUGCUGCAGCAGCGACGCGGUGGGCGACCACGACACCGGGGAGGAGACGCCGGCGCCCGCGCCCGCGCCCAAGAUCCGGCCGCACUCGCAGCAGUUGCCGCCCGCGCUCGACCUCGGCCCCACGUCGGGCUCCACCGGCAAGUGCAACGUCAACCACCCGGUCCCGUGCUGCCAGGACGGGGGCUCCUGCGGCGUGUGCUCUGGGGACCAGUGCUGCGCCGGCGACGAGGGCUCCGUCACGUGUCCGUCGGCCUCCACGGCCCACGUGGAGGGCUGCAUCAAGCCGAAGCUGUACGAUUGCACGGGCGAGACCGGCAUAGAGGCGCCGAGCACCACCACGGCCCAGCACCAGAACUCGAGCACCCGGGAGCGGCAUUCUGACAAGGCUACGUCCACCACCCCGAUCGAGUACAGUUGCGACUUCGAGGGCGAGCCGAACUGGCGAAACGGCUGGUCCGACAUGAAGAAGGCCUGGUGCUGCAAGAAGCACGGGGUCGCCUGCGCAACCGGCCCCAAGGGCCUGCGCAGGAGAUCCGAUGCGGACGGGACCACGACCCUCGCGCCGUUCUACAACUGCAGCGCUCCCGCGGAGGAGCAGGAGCGAUGGUCCUCGCUCAAGCGGGCGUGGUGCCGCGUCAUGCAGGGCUCCGACGAACCCGAGGCCCAGAAGGAGGCCCAGAAGGACGCCCCUGGGGAAGGCGGCAAGGCGUACGAUCCGGAGCUGGACCUGGGCCGUGAGGGAGGCGCCGCCCUCUCUGGGGCGGUCGUGAGGAACUCCGUCGGUGGCUCGGACCAGGAGGCGGGGCCGCCGAGCGACAUCGUCCUGGACGAGGGGGGCGUGCGAGGGGAGCUCCGCGCGGGGCUGACCGCCUUCGCGCGGCGCGUCGGCGGCCCGGGGCCGUGGGCGCUGGCCUCCGCCGCCGCCUUCGUGGGCGCGCUCUCGCUCGUCGCCUUCGCCGUGGCGGUGGCGCGCGGCAGGAUCGUGCGGUGGGCCGCGCGGGAGCACGGGGGCCCCUACGCGUUCCUGCGCGGCGUCGACUCCGCGUCCCGCCUCGCGGCGUAGCCCAGGGAGCCGCCUGAGCGGCGCAGGAGCAGAGCUCCGGGCCGAGUUGCCUCGCCCAGCUGUGCGACGCCUGGAGACGUCGAGGUGGCGGUUCCCCUUCAACCUUUCCCAGGAGGAGAUGGGGAGCGCCCCCCUAGUGGUGACCCUCUUGGCGUGGCCUCGACUGCCAGGCUGCAGUUGACCUAGGAGGUGGCGACCCCCCCCCUAGCGGUGCAUUGCCAGGCCGCUCGCCAGUCAGGCUGUAGCUUGCCUGGGUCGGCUUUGGCGUCCCCUUGUUGAGCUAAGAUGCUCAAUUGCUCGCUGAGGCAGGCCCAUCCUGCAUCCUGCUGGCUGCGCCGCCUAUUGAUCGUGCUUACACGCCCCUGUUCACCAGAUCCUUCCUCCUCCCCCUUCUCCGCCUUCACUCUUUCCGCCUCCGCAUUCUCCUCACUCCUGGCACUCCGUUCAUCCUCAUCCUGCCUGACCGGUUGCCACAAUCAAUUCAAGCAUGCAGUAGAAAGACUUGCCAUCUGCUGGCCCCGUAAGUGGGGCAGUCGCAGGCGAGCUUUGCAGGGUCAAUGUGCAGAGGCCACGGUCGCAAACAUGCGAGCGUGCGUCCGCGUCCUCCCACUGCGGAGUGGCGCGAAUUGACUCCUCCAUCCCCUUUCUCUGCUCCUCUUCCUCCUCCACACCUCCUCCGCCUGCCUCGGGGGGAAACUCGUCCCGCGAGCUCUUCCCUUUGGCGGGGCGCGCGCAACCUGCGGCUGCACGCUGCGCGAGUGCUUAAUGCUUGAGCUGUUUCUCUCAUCGGCACCAAUGACCUACGCACGGCUGGUGCAACAACGGCUUGUGUCGCGCCCGUUCGGGAAUUGCCAACCGUACACUUCCCAGGCCCCAGGCUGUUGUCUGGACCUUCCUGGCCGAGGCCACGAGGACAUAGGAUCGGUCUCCGUGUGUAGCUGGCGUGCUCCUGCGUCGCCCUGCAUCGCGCGACGCCAUCCUCGCCGUUUCCCGUGCUGUGGUUCGGCCUGGGGAAGCUCGUCCAUCGGUCGGGCGGCUCGCCGCGCGUGCCCUCCGCUGAGAGCAGCUUGCGAAUGAUUGUUUCGUGUGUUCCCUCGUUUGCUCUCUCUCUCUCUCUCUCGCUC